Messenger RNA from Erigeron canadensis, 1196 nucleotides. RefSeq lists its product as uncharacterized. Gene Ontology annotation, cellular component: membrane. Gene Ontology annotation, biological process: protein ubiquitination. Gene Ontology annotation, molecular function: zinc ion binding; ubiquitin-protein transferase activity. The record is from RefSeq and is a predicted model, not a curated record. Lineage: Eukaryota; Viridiplantae; Streptophyta; Magnoliopsida; Asterales; Asteraceae. Bases 126 to 998 code for a protein of 290 amino acids. The transcript has 8 exons.
UUAAAAAGCAAAAUAUCAUCACCGAACCAACCACAACAAUAUAUCAAACAAAAACUUCAUCAUCAUCUCUCUUUAACACACUCAUUCUAAUUCCAACAAAUUUAACAACACCCACUUCGCUAAAGAUGGAAGAUCACCUAAUUGUACGUGUUGAUAAGGACGAGGCACCAAAGGAGGUUGAGACAUUAGGGGCGAUUACAAAGGCUUCGAGUAGUCAUGCUGAUUUGCCUGCUGAGACGAAGGAAGGCAAAGAAUAUGACUCGUCUAGUGAAGAAGAGCCAUUGAUUCAGUCGAUUGAAUGCCGAAUUUGCCAAGAGGAAGAUAACAUUAAAAAUCUUGAAGUUCCAUGUGCUUGCAAUGGCAGCCUCAAGUUUGCUCAUAGGAAAUGUGUACAAAGAUGGUGCAACGAGAAAAAGGAUAUAAUUUGUGAAAUCUGUCAUCAGCCUUACAAAUCUGGUUAUACCGCCCCUCCACCUCAGUCCGACGAUACUGUAAUUGAUAUCAGUGGCGGUUGGACUCUUGCUGGUACACCUUUAGACUUGAAUGAUCCUCGAGUCUUGGCUAUGGCGGCUGCUGAGCGCCGUCUGCUUGAGACUGAUUAUGAUGAAUAUGAAGAAAGCAGUGCCAGUGGGGCUGCAUUAUGUCGCUCUAUUGCUAUCAUAUUGAUGGCUCUUCUGCUGUUGAGGCAUGCUCUGACUAUUGGAGAUGGUGAUAGUGAUGAUGAUGACGAUCCUACCACCUUUUUUGCUCUUUUCCUGCUUCGGGCAGCUGGGUUUCUCCUUCCUUGCUACAUAAUGAUAUGGGGAAUCAGUCUGUUGCAGCGACGUAGGCAAGCACAGGAAGUGGAAACUCUGGCAGCAUCAGAUGUUGCAUUCAUGAUUCAGGCAGGGCAACAUAGAGGCUUGCAGGUCACCAUUGCACCAGGACCCACCAUGGCACCACCGCCUACAGUCAUACCGGUACCUGCCCAAAUUCCAUCCCAUGAGCCAUUACAAUAGUAUAUACAUAAACAUAAUGUUAUCUGUAUGAACUUGAAAUUUGAGGGGUUAUGGCCUGCGUUUGAGUUAUGUAUCCAGGCUCCAUUGUGUCUUAAAACCUUUACCAAGUGAAUUCUUUUCUUGUAUCGAGUCUGUACAUCGACUCUUUGAAUAUGUACAUAGGCCAUGGUGACUAUAUAUGAUUAUUUUUCAUAUUCA